AUGGGAAAGAUCGUUAAGACCCUUCAGCAAAAGCACAAAGAGACUCUGUCUCCAUGGCUGAAGGAGUACGUCGCCAAGGUCGCGGAAGCCCCGCUUCCCAAGAUACCACAGCUGCUUGCCGAGUUCCCUAUGACAUGGCCGUUCCCCAGGGGCGAUCUAUAUCACUGGAUUCCACUUCUCAAUCGUUUCGAUAACAUACUCGAAUGCUUCUGUCUCACCUAUCAGCUUGCUGAAAGGCCACAAGAUCGGGAUUUCACAUGUGAGAUUCUACUGAAGAAGGGUGCUCCCGUGGAGUAUUGCGAUGAUGCGGUGUGGACUGAAGCCGAUCUGGCGAAGCUUGGCUAUGGUGCAGAUGGCGACAGUCACCUAAUCAUCACCAUACUAAAAUUCAGCAGUAAGCUUUUGGAGCACUGCGGCAACCGCAGCAUAUAUUCAUCAAGCUCCCACUUAAAUAGCCUCCUGAACUCAACCUCCUUCCCCGUCCUAAGAGCUACCCUGGAGGUUGGAAUGGAGCUUGCUCAACGUUAUCAGGCGUCCGUCAAACGAAUGUCGCACACUCCUCGUGCUGUGGGGGCGGCACUUUUGGCCAGCCAUUACAAUAUUGACUUGGACAGGGUCCAGCAACUGGCACAGCCUUUCGUCAAGACUCCGAUAAUAGGGUUCACGGCAGACUCGAUCACGCCGACGACUCCAGGCUCUGCGAGUGCAAAGGGGAAAGAGAGGGCGCAGCCGCCCACAGCGAAAAAUGCUGCUCCAAAGUAUGCUAAUGACCUCACGUCUCUCGCAAUCCCCGAUGAGCAAGGCCCUGGGUUCUGGAGUGGCUGGGGUGACGUGAAAAUCACCUAUUAUCCCAAGCCUGGUAGUCAACCACCUGCGGCAGCACUUGGCUCCCAGCCUGCUGGGGAGCGAGCUCAUGCAAACAUGCCCUCGACACCGACUCCUCUGCGGAGGAGUAGCACCAUGGGCUCGCAUCAGCGGACCCCACGCGGUGAGCGGGCAUCCGCGGAUGAUGUCGCCUCUCCGGUUUCUCCUUUUCUUCCCAGCUCCGGCGGCGAUGAGACUACCAAAUCGCCGCAAAAGACAUUCGAGUUGCCUCAAUCGACAGUCUUGAACAAACCAAUCCAUGAAAUCAUGGCGCGGUGUCCGGAAGACAUGCCAGAAGCCUCACGCUAUGAAGUCUUGAACCGACUAAGGGUUUCCAGGGCACUAUUGGCAUCGCCAUCAUCACGACAAGAGGCAUUGGCUGUUCGCCUACUCGCCAUUACUAACUUAUCGUACAUACACCCAGAGGCUUACUUCACGGAGAAGGUCCUCAAGCAAGACAACGACGAACCUAGACGGUAUCAGCUUGUGUAUCAGCUUGCAGAUCUCAUUCACCCUGUGCCUGAGGGCAAGCCUAGUGUGCCUGUGUGGCUACAGACGAUCGCGUUAAAGCUACUCCAUGCUGUAUCUAACUUUUCGACAAAACACUCCGAUGUUCUUUCGGCUCUCAACGCCAACGUUAAUCAUGGUGUCCUUCUCUACGUCAUCCGGAAAGCAGUUGCUGGCAUGCGUGCGGAUACUGGCCACGGUUCUGAUGCCGAAGAAGCAGAAGCCAACGAUUGGCGAGAGGCGUUGUUCGCCCUAACUCUGCAUAUGUCGGUGUCUGCCCGGUUUGGGACUGAAAUGAUAGGAGCUGGCAUAAUGGACAACCUUGUCGAGAUCCUGGACAUUCGCACGCCCGUGGCCGAGAGGUUCCAUGCCACCGCUCUUAACUUCCUGGACGCAUUAAUAUACACCUUUCAGGGCGCUUUCCAGUCAUUUGUGGACGCAAAAGGCCUGGAUAGGAUUUCUGAGCUCACGGUGUUUAUGGUGAACAAGGCCACCGAGCUGACCGAGGCCGGCAAGGGCACUCCAGCCAAUUUGCGUACGAGCACUGUGGACUAUGAGAUCCCUUACCACCAGCAGCAAACCCUCAAGUGGCUUCUUAAGUUCAUUCACCACAUUAUGACAAGUUGGUAUUCGUUUGGCGGCAAUACCGACCGCCUUCUUCGUAAUCUUGUCGACGACAGCAAACUCCUUCUGGGGCUUCGCCACAUUAUUGAGCACAUGGGCCGUUUCGGCUCUGUCGUAUGGACAAAUGCUAUGAUCAUCAUCAGCGACUUCAUCAACAACGACCCCACUAGCUUCGCCGCCCUGAUGGAGUCGGGGCUGAUCAAGAGCUUCCUAGAGAGCAUAACCGGUCGCGAGCUAUCUUCAGACCUAUCCGAGCGUUCAAGCGAUACGACUGCCUCCGAUUCGAGCAACCCCACCGAGAACAAUGCUGCAAACGCAGCAAACAUGGAAGACAGUGAACACGAAGACGAUUCUUCACCUGCGCCCAGUGUAUCUCUCCUGCCAAAGGACUACAAUCGCCCUCACCCGCCCACGAAGGAGAUGUUGGAAUCCAGGCGUGUUGAUAAGCCUGCUAACCACAUUUUGCCCUCAUCGGAGGCUAUGCAAGUCAUACCUGGAGUUCUGAACUCAAUAUCUCUGAAUAACAUUGGUAUUAAGAUGGUCGUUUCAUCCGGGGCAAUCGAGAGCUAUCUUCAGAUAUUCGAAAGCCCGCGACAUCUUCAAACAAUGGAAGCUGAGAAUGAGAUCGCUGCGAACAUUGGCAAUAGCUUCGAUGAGCUUGCACGUCACCAUCCAGCCCUUCGUCCGGUGAUAUCUAAUGCGGUUCUUGAUAUGGUGGCUUACGUGUGCCACAUGGGCAAGGAGAAGGCGACCAAGUCUUCUUGGGGUGUACACCUGUUGGUGCCGGGACCUAAUGGAGAUACUCUAGUGGCCGACGAGUCUCUCCUGGACAGAGUCAAGCAAGAUGCCCUGUCCUCUCAGGAUGUCGAGAUGACUACGGAUGAUUCAAGCAAGUCUAACGGUGCAGACGAGGGGAAGGAGCAGACAGUGAAGACAAUCACACCAUAUGUGCAUGCUGUGUCCAACUUCAUGACCGCAUACACUGGUAACAAUUCCCUGAAGAAGUCUUUCACUCAAAAGGGUGGAAUCGAGCUUCUGCUUGACAUGGCUGAGAUGCCCAGCCUGCCUUAUGACUUUGCUGAUUCGCAUGCAUUGAAGAUGCUCCAGCAUGUCAUCUCCCUGCUCGUGGAACAGUGUCCCAUUAUUGGAUUGCCUUCUCUUCUCAGCCGCGCUCAAACUGCUGUGGACGCCUUGGAGCCUCUUGUCAAGCAUCAUGGCGAUCGUACAUUCUUCGAGCCAUUUGUUCGUACCGACUUGUCUCUCAAGGAAUGCGAUAGCAAGGACAUCGAACAGCUAGCUCAAGGCACCAAAGUUGUCCGGGCACUUUCAACCACGCAGUCCCUUGUGAAGACUCUGUACAACUGUCUGCCACAGAGCAGCCGGCAGCAAUCCAUGGCUUUCCUGCCGGUUAAUGUAUUCGACUACUACGCUCGCCUUAUAGAGAAACUGGGCCCACUUCUUCAAGCCGUUCUUGUUGAGGAAAUGGCUGUUGCAAAAGCUGUGCCGGCACACUGGCCGCAUCAUACACCACUUCUGGGCGCGCGCCCAGCGGUGGUUGAGGCCGCCACUACUGCCUCAGCCAACGUCACUCCUGAAAACAAUGACGCAGCCGUCGAAAAUGCUGUAGCUAACCCCGCUGCGAUCGCGUUGGCGUCAAAUGAUGGGAAAGAGGAUUCGAAGAAGCCGGUCGCAACCGAGGAGACACAAUCUGCGGCAUACAAGAACUUCCAAGCACUACAAGGUCUCCUGCACUCUGUCGUGCCGACAUCAUACCCAUUCUUCCAGAGCCUAGGCAAGGCGCUCCUCCCUAGGCGAGAGCGGGACCCCUGGAUUCGCUCCCAGCAUCUCUGGAUUGCUGAAGUGCUUGCGAAGACCGUCUCGGACCAGCUGAAGGUUGUGAAGACUCUCUCUGUUAAGGACCUUCACUACUGGGCAGUCAUGCUCCACAGUGUGGACGAGAUGUUGACCGAUACACCCCGCCACGGCGACCGAAGCUCGGUACAAGUCAUUAUCCCCGUGUUGUUGGCAUUUAAGGCACAAGGUGGAUUUGAAUCCCUCCACCUUGUACUCCGUCGGUUGGCCGAAAAAGCAUCUGCUGAACCAUCAGAUCCAACUGAUGGAAGUCCACGCCUCGCCCAGAUCGGCAUGAAGAAGAUUCUCGAUCUUUACCUUACAGUUGUGACAGGCAAGCGCAUCAUGGAGUCAGUAAAUCUCAUCAACCUAACUAGGGCCGAGUCACGUCGGGAUGCCAUGCCUAUUGCUUCCCAGCUUGUUGUCGAGCUCCGCGCAAGCAUACUGCCAGUCAUUCGUGAGAUUUGGGAGUCGUCUCUGGUCGAGAGAGCGGAAUCAGGGGUGGUCAUUAAGAUUUUGGAAAUCCUACGCUCUAUCAGUCUCGCUGAUGAGGAAGCUGCCGCCCCUAGGGCUACAGAUAAGGAUCAAAGCACAGUUUUCAAGCGGGAAAACGUUCCGUUCGACUGGCCCGCAAAGCGCGGACUUAUCCUCAACCUGGCCGCGCGAAACAAGAGUGAAGACAUUGAGCUCAUUCGAGAAGCUAUAUAUCGUUCAAACGGAGCGUUGGAUCUCGCCGAAGAGUAUGUGUCAGCCCACAAAGCCAACAUCGCCGGCCCUCGAAACCCCAUACCUCCUCAAGACGCAUACCGGGAAGAUUAUGCUCCUGAGCCUACGGCUAGGUCUGAUCCUGAGCCGCCUGCUCUGCCUCAGACCCGAGUGGAAGGUGACGACGCGAUGGUCAUCGAUCCUGUCCCUGGAGAGGUCAACCAUGUGGUUCAUCACUCUCUGCGGAACGAGCUUGCUGAGCGACCUACCCCUGGAUCCCAGAAUGGCGAAGGGGAUGAGACCAGUACAGCCCCAGAUGGGCUACAGCAGGCAAUAAUCGAACCUCCCAGCACAGCAGUCGCGCCACCACCCACGACAGAAGAGCCAUCGAUAACUCGGGCAUUUGAAAUCUUGACAUCCGAGCGCGAGAAGCUCAGGGAUAAUCUGAUCGAAAGAUGCCUGGACGUUAUUCGAGCCCACCCGGAUUGUGUCUAUGAUGUGUCAAUGCUGAUCAGGCUGACAAUCUUCCGCCAAGAGGACAAGGCGAGCUGUCAAGAAAUCGGCGAGACACUGGCCAAUGCCUUGGUUUCUUUCGACGUUGACAACAAAUCCAAUUCCGUCAGUAUCGCGGCAUAUGCUCACCUCCUAUCCAUGCUACUUCAAGAAUCAGAACCAUUCUUCCAGUCUAUUCAGGGAACUCUUAGGGACAAUGUAGAGAUGUACUUGAGUUUCUUGAGAGUCUCAGGUGACGACCUUCCAUCUUGGAUGCCUUACAUCCUGCUCAUCCUCGAGAUACUUUUAUUGGACGAUGAACAGCCAAUUAAGGCGGAAUGGUCUCCCCCUGGUCCUAACGACGAAACCAUCAAGGAUUUAGUUUUGCAUGAAAAGGAGUCGAACAUCAGCAGGGAGAAUCGCGAGGAACUAUUGAACUCGAUCCUUGACAUACUCCCUAGGGUUGGAAAAGAUCCCGUGCUCUCAGUCGCCGUUUUGAGGCUUUUGCAGAUUCUCACCCGUACCCGUGAACUCGCCAAGGUGGUAGGGGAGAAGAAGAACCUUCAGCGACUCUUUGCUCUGGCCCGCCAAGUCGUGCCACUAGGCUCAGUGAAGCUUAGGGAAACAAAGAUCAGCUCUUAUAUGAUGACCAUCCUGAGGCACAUCGUGGAGGAUGACGAGACCAUUCAACAGAUCAUGCGCUACGAGAUUCGUCACUAUUUUGAGCUGCCGCAGCGGAGCGGGAUGCGGAACUAUGACCUGAACAGCUACCUCAAGGCUCUGGGGCAUGUUUCUUUGCGGAAUCCUAAGCUGUUUAUUGAAGUUACAGAGGAGAUGGUAAAGAUUUCGCAGUGGAAGAAUGACUCUCCAGAGGGCAAGCCGAAAGUUUACCUGGCACUUAAGCCUGCUAUGGAUUCGAGUAAACUAGCAGAGCCUGCCAAGGACGAUUCAGUGGAGCCGGCGGUGCAACAGGGCACCCGAGAUCUGAACAUCAACGACGUCAAGCCAUCAACUGAGUCUGCCGACAAAGAGAUGACGGACGCCCCGAAGACUCCUGGUCCCGACUUGAAGCGACCGAUUGUUGAGAAUCCGGAUGGAGUAAUACAGUUCCUUCUUGACCAGCUUCUUAGCUUCCAGAAAGUGGAAGACGUCGAGUCAGCGCCCCCUGCACCGGCAGUGAAAGAGAAACCAAAAGAGGGAGCGAAUGCAUCGAGCAGCAAUGCUAGCGUAGCUAUGCCCGAAUCUUCACUCGCAACCCCGUCUCCACCUCCUGACCAGGCAGGCGACGAAUCAAAAGAUAACAAGCAAGCGAAGCAGCAGUUCAAGGCCGAGGAACACCCCAUGUUCAUAUACCGGUGUUUCCUCUUGCAUUGCCUCUCAGAGCUGUUACAUGGCUACACUCGCACAAAGAUCGAGUUCAUCAAUUUCAAGCGCGGCGCCCCUCUGCUCACCAACACGCCAGUCAAACCUCGUUCCAGCGUGCUGAACUAUCUCCUGAAUGACCUCAUAUGCCUGAGCAGUCUACAAGCACAGACAGACACUUUAGCCUAUAAAAAGAAGGCAGCCACGGCUGAGCAAGCCCGUCUGGUCCUGGCCGCUCUUGUAUCUAAGACAGCCGAGAAGCCCUCUAACCGUCUUGCUCGUCGUUUUGAGCCCAGCGAGGAGCAGGAUCUCAACUUUGUUCGCAAGUUCGUCCUAGACACCAUCUUGCGAGCUUACCGCGAUGCAUCAAGCUCGGCCGAACCUUUUGAUACACGCUAUGCCAAAUUGCAAUCUUUGGCCGAGCUUAUGUAUUGUAUGAUAGACGAUAAAGAGGUCAAAGAUCCAACCAUGUCACGAGCAGGGACAGAUAACCUUCGUACUCAAGCACAACUCAAGCGGCUUAUGUAUGAAAAAGGCUACAUAAACGCGCUGACCUCAUCCAUUGCCGAUGUUGAUCUUACGUUUCCUGGUGUCAAGCGAACGAUCAGGCACAUUCUGCGUGUCAUUCACCUCCUCACCACAACGGCCUCUCAGUUGAGCCAUGAUGGGGUUCUGCCUCCUAAUCUGGCCGAUGGUGUAGACGACGAAAUCCUCUCGGCUUCUUCCCUGUCAGACAUGGAGGAGGAACGAGAGGAGACCCCUGACCUUUACCGAAACUCUGCUCUCGGAAUGCUGGAGCCUCGAGAAGACGACGAUUUUUCCAACGAUGAUUCCGAUGACGACGACGAGGACAUGUAUGAUGAUGGUUACCCAGACGAGAUGGAGUACGACGAAGACAUGUCCCAGGACGACGAAGAGAAUGUCAGCGACGACGACGACGAGAUCGAUGGUAUGGGGCAUGUCGAGGGCUUACCUGGCGAUGCCGGAGUUGUCGAAGUCAUCAUGGGCGACGAUGACGACGAUGACGAGUCUAUGGACGAUGACGAGGAAGAUACGAGCGAUGAAGAUGACGAAGAUGACGAAAUGGACUCGGGUGACAUAGAAGAGCUUGAGGAGGUCGUUGAGGAGAUUGUCAAUGGGGAAGGCAGCCCAGUUGAGGACGAUGGUGCGUCUGAAUGGGAGAGCGAAAGUGAGAAUGACGACGAAGACGACGACGAGCAAGACGAGAUCGAUUACGAAGGCGAGGCUCAGGAUAUUGACGAGGCACGUCUCCACGGUCUUGAACCUGGACAACUAUCUCUCGAAAACUACCGGGAUGUGGUGCGCGCCGCCAUGGGUACCGACUUUAUUGACGAUUUCCCGGCCAUCGAUGAUCGUUUUGGCGAGGAAGAUGAGGCUGACGAUGACGACGAGGAUGAAGAAGAUGACAUUGACGAGGACGUUUUUGUCUAUGACCAUGGGAAUAUGGACGGUGGCCCACCCCCACCACCACCAGAUGGACUUGGAUGGGACUCUUUGAUUGAACAUCCAGUCGGCAGCCAUCGCCAGCGUCCCGGUAUUCGUAGCCCCUUUCCUAUCACCCCCAACGCAGUCGUUAUUGGCGGAGGACCAGGGGAUCGUAUGGGAGACUUCAGGAAUUUCUUCCGACCUACCCAACGGAGUGCCGCCCCACAGGCUCCUACCAACGGCGAUGAUAUGGUAAACCCGCUUCUGCGUCGCGCACAUGGAGCACGUGAAGCUUCUCCUCGCCCUGUGACAGGAGGCACGCUUCGGUUCCCAUUCCCUCUUGGAUACAGCGGCCUCGGUGACAACCCAAUGUCAUUCCUCAACGAUCUCCUCACCCACAUGCCCCAGAAUCUGGCGGCAAGCGCCCGCGCCGGCGGGACGCAUCUGCAGCUGCAGUUUGCCCACGAUGGCCCCCAUGGGCCCGUCCACGAGUUUCAUAUACCUGUUACACAUGCCCGAGAUUCGCGGAAUGACAGUUCCAGAUCGCGGGAUAUCUACCAGGAGCCCCACCAAGCCGUGGCAUUUACACCUGUUGCUACCAUUGAACGUUGGCACGAGGAAGCGAGGAUGGUUUUUGGGCCCGACAAGAUACAGCGUCUCUACGACAUCAUUUUCUACAAACUUGCGCCCCAAGCUAUUGCUGAAGAGAAAGAGCAGAAAGCCAAGGAGGCGGAGGCCCGCAAAAAAGCUGAAGAGGCACGUAAGCUGGCUGAAGCUGAGGCUCGCAAAAAGGCCGAAGCCGAGGCAGAAGCCAAGGCGGCCCGAGAAAGAGAGGAAGCCGAGCGCAAGGCCAAGGAAGAGCGUGAAGCUGCAGAAGCUGCGCGGGUUGCUUUGCAGGAAUCGCAGUCCGGAUUACACGCAACCGAGGGCCAAACAGACCAGUCAGGCUCCGGGUCGCAGGCCAUGGAGGGUGUUGAGGCGACGCCGACGGUUGUUACCGGCUCGGGCGCUCAGGACUCUGCUGCUCAAGAGCGCGUAAUGACGACUAUUCGUGGUGAAGAGGUUGAUUUGACAGGUCUUGGAAUUGACCCUGACUACCUUGCUGCCCUUCCAGAGGAGUUCAGGGAAGAGGUGAUUGCACAGACCUUGACGACGAGGAGGUCUGAAGCACGUCAGCAGGCCGAGAACACAGGCACAGGGCAAGAGACCGAGGCUUUCAAUGAGUUUCUCGACGCCCUGCCUGCUGAGCUUCGUCAAGAGAUUAUCCAACAGGAGAACCAGGACCGAAGGCGCCGCGAGCGCGAGGAAUCUCGCCGUCUCGCCAGCAACAACGCCCCUCAGGACAUGGAUCCAGCCAGCAUCCUGUUGACAUUCGAUGCUGCCCUCCGAGAGGAGAUACUCUUGGAUCAGGGUGAAGAGCUCGCAGAACACCUGCCACCAGAUUUGCGAGCACAAAUGCGGGCCCUCCAGGAGAGGAGUGGGCCUCCUCGCGCUGCCGCUCGUGUGCGUGACCGACACCGUGAAAUCCCGCGCGAAGCUGGCCGUAUAGCCGGUGGGCAAUCACAACCCCCAGUGGAAACCAAACCAGUCAGGCAACCGGUGCCACAAAUGCUCGAUAAGGCCGGCGUAGCCACUCUCCUUAGACUCAUGUUCAUCUCGCAACCUGCCAACAUUAGAAGUCAUCAUUUCGCCAUCCUCGCUGACGUCUGCGAAAACCGCCAAAAUCGGUUGGAGGUGAUUAGCACCAUUCUUCAGAUCCUUCAGGACGGCAGCACCAAUAUGGAUGCUGUCGAGAAAAGCUUCAGCCAUCUCUCGCUGAAGGCCAAGCAGCCCAAGGACAAGGACCUGCAGCAAAGAACCCCGAACAGCCUCAAGCGCUCCGUGACCGGCCUUACCACCACGUCGGUGAUCCAGCAUAACUCCGACGUCUCCCCUCUCAUGAUUGUGCAUCAGUGUCUGGAUCUUUUGGUCGAACUUUGCAGGAACCCGCACAUACCUCCUCUGUUCCUCACCGAGCACGAAACUGUCGGUUCAUCCCUUAAGCGGAGUCUUAGCCGCAAGGGCAAGGGCAAGGAACUUAGAGCCCAUAAAUAUGCAAUCAACUCGCUCCUCAGCCUUCUCGGCCGUAGCUUGGUGAUGGAAAGCUCUGCCGUCAUGCAGCUGCUCGCAGACCUCUUGAACAAGGUCACUUACCCACUCCAGGCCCUGGAUCGGCGCCGACGUGAGGCAGAAGAGGAAGCCAAGAAGCCAUCGCAGACCGAAGCCUCUACUGCUACUGGCACCGCUCAGCCCCCGGUAGAAAUGGCCUCCGAAGCCCAGACAAGCGGCACAGCGCCUUCUCAGACCAACGAGAACAGUGCGGUAGCAGACACACAAGACGAUCUCAAGCCAAACGAAGGAUCCAGCACACAAGACGCCAAGACAGCCGAUAAGAAGUCCAGGUCGUUCCAACCACCAGUUGUACCCGUAUACAAUCUGACGCUGGUGGUCAAUAUAUUCGUGGCACGCGAGUGUAGCUCAAAGACCUUCCAGAACACCAUCUCAACCAUCAAAAACCUCUCCAACAUUCCAGGAGCCAAGAUUGUGUUCGGACAGGAGCUGGUCCGACAAGCUCGCCUGUUGAGUGAGAACAUCGUCCGGGACUUGGAUGACUUGCUCCCCCACAUACUCAAGGCCGAGUCUGGCACAGAAAUUCAGGGUGUGGCUCUUAACAAGUUCUCGCCUGGUGCGUCUGAACAGAACAAGCUUCUUCGUGUGCUUACCGCGUUGGACCAUCUAUUCGAUUCCAAAGUCAAGAAGGCAAGCGAGUCCGGUGACUCAAUGAGUAACGACGAGAAACAAGAAUUUAUCAGCUCGUUAUAUCACAACUCCACCUUUGGCACGAUGUGGGAUAAGCUCAGUGCGUGCCUCAGCGCUAUUCACCAACGCGAAAAUAUGGUCAAUGUGGCAACCAUUCUACUUCCUCUCAUCGAGUCCUUGAUGGUGGUUUGCAAGAACACAACCUUAAGUGAGGCGCCUGAGUCGCAAGGCCCUGCGAAGGAGAUGCUGCUCACGAGCCCGCCACCUGAGGAUCGCAUGGCCGGUCUUUUCUUCACUUUCACUGAGCAGCACAGGCGUGUGCUCAAUGAGCUUGUUCGCAUCAACCCCAAACUCAUGUCGGGCACCUUCUCUCUACUGGUUAAGAACCCCAAGGUCCUCGAGUUCGAUAACAAGCGCAACUACUUCAAUCGCAGCGUCCAUGCCAAGACUGGGAACCAGGCACGGCCUUCCUACCCUGCGCUUCAACUGUCAGUGCGUCGCGAUCAUGUCUUUCAUGACUCUUUCAAGUCGCUCUACUUCAAGAAGGGCGAGGAAAUGAAGUACGGCAAGCUCAACAUUCGCUUCCAUGGCGAGGAAGGUGUGGAUGCUGGCGGAGUCACUCGCGAGUGGUUCCAGGUGCUUUCGCGUCAGAUGUUCGACCCCAACUACGUGCUCUUCAUUCCGGUUUCUUCCGACCGCACAACAUUCCAUCCCAACAAAUUGAGUAGCAUCAACGACGAACAUCUCAUGUUUUUCAAGUUCAUCGGACGUAUCAUUGGCAAAGCACUAUAUGAGGGCCGCGUGCUCGACUGCUACUUUAGCCGCGCGGUCUACAAGCGAAUUCUGGGCAAGCCGGUGUCAGUCAAGGACAUGGAGUCGUUCGACCCUGAGUACUACAAGUCGUUGGUAUGGAUGCUCGAAAAUGAUAUCACGGAUAUCAUCACCGAAACGUUUGCAGUGGAGGACGACGCUUUUGGCGUGACCAAGACUGUCGACCUGUGCGAGAAUGGACGCAACAUCCCAGUCACCGAGGACAACAAGCACGAAUACGUCCGGCUGGUGGUUGAACAUAAGCUGCUUGCUUCGGUGAAGGAUCAGAUGGCGGAGUUCCUUCAAGGGUUCCACGAUAUCAUUCCUGCAGAGCUCAUCGCAAUUUUCAAUGAGCAGGAGCUGGAGUUGCUCAUAUCCGGACUUCCAGACAUCGAUGUGGAUGAUUGGAAGGCUCACACUGAGUAUCACAAUUACCAACCGUCGUCGCAGCAGAUUCAGUGGUUCUGGCGCGCAGUUCGGUCAUUUGACAAGGAAGAGCGGGCUAAACUGCUGCAGUUCGUCACGGGCACAUCAAAGGUGCCACUCAAUGGCUUCAAGGAGCUCGAGGGCAUGAAUGGCGUCAGCAGAUUCAACAUCCACCGAGACUAUGGCCGUCCAGACCGCCUCCCGAGUUCUCAUACAUGCUUCAACCAACUGGACCUCCCUGAGUAUGAAAGCUACGAUGUUCUUCGCAAACAGAUCCUGAAGGCGAUUACUGCGGGGAGCGACUACUUUGGAUUCGCGUGA
Pyricularia pennisetigena is the source of this 12207-nucleotide messenger RNA. RefSeq lists its product as uncharacterized. Gene Ontology annotation, biological process: positive regulation of protein catabolic process; protein polyubiquitination; proteasome-mediated ubiquitin-dependent protein catabolic process. The record is from RefSeq and is a predicted model, not a curated record. Gene Ontology annotation, molecular function: ubiquitin-protein transferase activity. Lineage: Eukaryota; Fungi; Ascomycota; Sordariomycetes; Magnaporthales; Pyriculariaceae. The transcript has 7 exons. Bases 1 to 12207 code for a protein of 4068 amino acids.